Molecule: messenger RNA, 1895 nt
Organism: Diceros bicornis minor
Lineage: Eukaryota; Metazoa; Chordata; Mammalia; Perissodactyla; Rhinocerotidae
Gene: PTPN5
Product: protein tyrosine phosphatase non-receptor type 5
Exons: 14
Coding region: 1-1713 (570 amino acids)
Biological process (GO): protein dephosphorylation
Molecular function (GO): protein tyrosine phosphatase activity
Source: RefSeq, a predicted model, not a curated record
AUGGAGGGGCUGCCGAGGGAAACAGAUGAACUGCGUGUGCAGAAGCGCCUGGGAACUGCACGGAGCCUGCCCGGAGAGGUGGCACUGCCGUUCCCAGAACAAGAUAGUGAGUGGAAGGGUCUGCCCCAGCCGGUAGUGAUGGAGGCGCUGGACCAGGCCGAAGGGCUCUCGGACUCGCAGAGAGAGAUGCCACCGCCCCCAGCUCCUUCACCGCCCUCGGAGCCGGCUCAGAAGCCGCCACCUCAAGGCGCCGGGAGCCACUCCCUCACUGUCAGGAGCAGCCUGUGCCUGUUGGCUGCCUCCCAGUUCCUGCUUGCCUGCGGGAUGCUCUGGCUCAGCGGCUAUGGCCCCCUCUGGUCACAGAAUGCCACAGACCUCCUCUCCUCCUCGCUCACACUCCUGGAACAGCUGGGACCCCUGGCCUGGCUGGGCGUUGGGACCUGGGAAGUCCCCAGCCUGCUGCUGGUCUCUCUGACUGUGGUCCUCGUCACCACCCUGAUGUGGCACCUCCUGAGGGCUCCCCCAGAGCCACCCGCCCCACUGCCCCCCGAGGACAGGCGCCAGUCGGUGAGCCGCCAGCCCUCCUUCACCUACUCGGAGUGGAUGGAGGAGAAGGUUGAGGACGACUUCCUGGACCUGGACCCUGUCCCCGAGACCCCUGUGUUCGACUGCGUGAUGGACAUCAAGCCUGAGGCCGACCCCGCCUCCCUGACCGUCAAGUCCAUGGGUCUGCAGGAGAGGAGGGGCUCCAACGUCUCCCUGACCCUGGACAUGUGCACGCCAGGCUGCAGCGAGGAAGGCUUCGGCUAUCUCAUGUCCCCACGCGAGGAGUCAGCCCGCGAGUACCUGCUCAGCGCCUCCCGCGUCCUCCAGGCCCAGGAGCUUCAUGAAAAGGCCCUGGACCCCUUCCUGCUGCAGGCAGAAUUCUUUGAAAUCCCCAUGAACUUUGUGGACCCAAAAGAAUAUGACAUUCCUGGGCUGGUGCGGAAGAACCGGUACAAAACCAUCCUUCCCAACCUUCACAGCAGAGUAUGUCUGACCUCGCCAGACCCUGACGACCCUCUGAGUUCCUACAUCAACGCCAACUACAUCCGGGGCUAUGGUGGGGAGGAGAAGGUGUACAUCGCCACUCAGGGACCCAUCGUCAGCACGGUCGGCGACUUCUGGCGCAUGGUGUGGCAGGAGCACACGCCCAUCAUUGUCAUGAUCACCAACAUCGAGGAGAUGAACGAGAAGUGCACCGAGUACUGGCCGGAGGAGCAGGUGGUGUACGACGGUGUCGAGAUUGCCGUGCGGAAAGUCAUUCACACUGAGGAUUACCGGCUGCGGCUCAUCUCCCUCAGGAGCGGGACCGAAGAGCGAGGCCUGAAGCAUUACUGGUUCACGUCCUGGCCUGACCAGAAGACCCCAGACCGGGCGCCCCCCCUCCUGCACCUGGUGCAGGAGGUGGAGGAGGCAGCCCAGCAGGAGGGGCCCCGCUGCGCCCCCAUCAUCGUCCACUGCAGUGCAGGGAUUGGGAGGACUGGCUGCUUCAUUGCCACCAGCAUCUGCUGCCAGCAGCUGCGGCAUGAGGGCGUGGUGGACAUUCUGAAGACCACGUGCCAGCUCCGUCAGGACAGGGGCGGCAUGAUCCAGACAUGUGAGCAGUACCAGUUUGUGCACCACGUCAUGAGCCUCUACGAGAAGCAGCUGUCCUGCCAGGCCCCGGAGUGACCACUCCUCCCCCGAGGUCUUCUGAGUCUGGGCCCCCACUCCAGCCACACGCAGGGCCCUGCCUUGGUCCUGGCCUGCUCCCUGCCCCUCUUGCUUCCUUCUCUUCAGUCUGCUCCCUCCCUCCUCCGUCAGCCUCGGCCUGGCCCCUGCCCCCCAACAUAGCUCUUCCUACUGUACAUAUU